Triplophysa rosa is the source of this 1750-nucleotide messenger RNA. It is a transcript of the gene riok2, whose product is annotated as RIO kinase 2 (yeast). Gene Ontology annotation, biological process: protein phosphorylation; maturation of SSU-rRNA. Gene Ontology annotation, cellular component: nucleus; preribosome, small subunit precursor; cytosol. The record is from RefSeq and is a predicted model, not a curated record. Gene Ontology annotation, molecular function: protein serine/threonine kinase activity; ATP binding. Lineage: Eukaryota; Metazoa; Chordata; Actinopteri; Cypriniformes; Nemacheilidae. Bases 108 to 1646 code for a protein of 512 amino acids. The transcript has 10 exons.
CAGAAAGAGUCCUGUGUUCUUCCUUCUCGAACAUGUGGAAUGGCUGCUUGACGCAUUCCCGUUUAUAAAACAAGUAUCAAAAACUAGGAAUAAAGCGUUUUGUCAUUAUGGGUAAAUUAAACGUCGUUGUUCUGAGAUAUCUUUCAAGAGAUGAUUUUAGGGUCCUUACAGCGGUGGAGAUGGGCAUGAAGAAUCACGAAAUCGUCCCAGCAAGUCUCAUCUCAUCCAUUGCCAGUCUCAAACAUGGUGGAUGCAACAAAAUUUUAAGGGAGCUGGUCAAACAUAAAUUGCUGGCCUAUGAACGCAGUAAAACUGUACAGGGAUAUCGGCUGAAUUACGGUGGUUAUGAUUAUCUGGCACUGAAGACUCUUUCAGCUAGAGAUGUUAUUCUGUCUGUUGGAAACCAAAUGGGAGUUGGUAAAGAGUCAGAUAUUUACAUUGUUGCAAAUGCUGAGGGAGAGCAGUUUGCCCUGAAACUUCACAGACUGGGUCGGACAUCCUUCAGAAAUCUAAAGAACAAGAGAGACUACCACAAGCACAGAAACAAAAUGUCAUGGCUGUAUCUGUCCCGGCUCUCUGCAAUGAAAGAGUUUGCAUACAUGAAGGCGUUAUAUGAUCGAGGAUUUCCUGUUCCAAAACCAGUAGACUACAACAGACAUGCAGUGGUUAUGGAGCUCAUUAAUGGAUACCCUCUAUGCCAAGUUCGACAGAUUCAAGACCCAGCGACACUCUACAGUGAAAUCAUGGAUCUAAUAGUCAAACUUGCUAAUCACGGCCUGAUCCAUGGAGAUUUCAAUGAAUUUAAUCUUAUGCUCGAUGACAACGACCAUGUCACAAUGAUUGACUUCCCUCAGAUGGUCUCCACCUCCCAUCUAAAUGCAGAAUGGUACUAUGAUCGGGAUGUCAAGUGUGUUCGAGAUUUUUUCAUCAAAAGGUUCAACUACGAAAGUGAACUAUAUCCAACAUUUAAAGACAUCAGAAGAGCAUGCUCUCUUGAUGUGGAAAUCUCAGCUAGUGGCUACACCAAGGAGCUGCAGCAGGAUGACUCUUUGCUCCAUCCUGAAGGUCCAGAGGGUGAGGAACUCUGUGGAGAUGAAGACAGUGAACACCCAGAGUCUGAUGAUGAAACAUGUCAGCUGGCUUCAGAGGAGGCUAUCAGCAUGGAGGAAUAUAAGACUGCCAUGCUGGAGCUGGAAGGUCUGAAAAUUAGUAAGGAGAUCCCAUCAGAGGAGAGCGAUGUGGAGGAGCACGAGGGAGCUGAAUGUGAAAGCAAAAUCCCCUCAGAGGACAUUCAGAAAGAAACUGUGUGUGACAUUAAGGACUUGGGGCGGGAAGAACAGGGUGAGGGAGGGGAUGAGUGUCCGGAUUUGGUUGACAUGUCUGCAAGCAACAAAGAAUUCAGACCUUUCAGAGACCAAGUUAGGACGAGAACAACAAGUGAAACGACCAUUGGAAGUGUCUGCAGUUGUUCAACCAUUCCACCUGAGAUCAUCAGGCAGAAAGUAAAGAGACAGCUUACCAAACAGCAGAAGGCCGCUCAGAGACGACGUCUUCAGAAGGGCGAGGCCAAUCUGGUGACAAAAGAGAGGAGAGAAAAUCACAUGAACAUCAAGAGCAGUCUGGAGGCAGAUCAGUUUUGGGGAUGAGGAUGGCACAGAAAUGUCACCCCAGGACUUUUGACAUUUAUUUUGCAUUUGUUGUGUGAAAAUUGUGUAUGAAAAUAAAACGACUGCAAAAAAGUCUGCCAGCA